This is a messenger RNA of Rhopalosiphum padi (bird cherry-oat aphid), 2712 nucleotides long. RefSeq names its product homeobox protein vnd-like. The transcript has 5 exons. Bases 526 to 1674 code for a protein of 382 amino acids. Lineage: Eukaryota; Metazoa; Arthropoda; Insecta; Hemiptera; Aphididae. Gene Ontology annotation, cellular component: nucleus. Gene Ontology annotation, molecular function: RNA polymerase II cis-regulatory region sequence-specific DNA binding; DNA-binding transcription factor activity, RNA polymerase II-specific. Gene Ontology annotation, biological process: cell differentiation; regulation of transcription by RNA polymerase II. The record is from RefSeq and is a predicted model, not a curated record.
GCACCAGAAGCAGCCGCAGUCGACUCUCGUUCAAGUGGGUUGCUCGUCGACGACCACUGCACCGACGACCCUCAUCGCGUCUCGAGUGUCCGAUCCGAAGACCGCGUUUCUCUCCGAUUCUCGACAGCUCUCGUCCGCGACCGUCGUGUAUGCGCGUUUAUUAUAACUAUUAUUAUUAUUACUAUUAAAUUAUCACUAGCUGUUACUGUGUAGUACGCAAACACCCGAAAACUCGAUAGAUUUACGCGAGUGUGUGUCACAAUAUCGUCUUUAAAACUAUUUUAUGUGUGUGAUAAGUAUCAUCGCUCACGGUGUUGAGAACUAUUUUUUUUUUUAAUAACAUUAUUAUAUAAACCGCGUGACCGUUUCCGCCCGCGACUGUUGGGCACGUGCGACUUCGCCCCGGUCUCUCGAUCCCGCGACAACGUAAUAAUAUCGUUUUAAUAUUUUUCGUAUAUAUUAUACGCUUAUUAGUUUACCGCAAGUGCGACCCGCGCAUAACAUUUGCACGCGAUCGCGCUCGCCAUGUCCGACAGCGAAAGCCCGAAACCCGCGGAAGAGGUUCUCAUGCACCACCACCAUCACCACCACCCGAGGAUACCGCCGUCGCUUCUCGCGUGGUGCCCGGCCAUCAUGCCGCCCUGGUGCUCGCUGCUGCCCGCCGCCUGGUGCAAUCCGGCAGCCCUCAGGUCCGCAUUCCCUGGGCUUUUGGAUAGUAUAAAAAUGCCGAGCAGUCAAACACGACCUUCAGGUUUCCACAUAUGCGACAUAUUGGACUUGAACGAUGGCAAAGUCAAUUCCACUGAUAACACGAACACACCACUGAGUUCCCAUAUCAACGCUCCCGACGUGCACAACGUAAGCACGGGCUUCCAGUUCCCUAGCGUUCUGCAAUCAUCUACCGAGCUGUUACACCAUUGGCCCACGUCACUCACCGAACUCCGAGGAUUCGGAAUGAACCAUCACGGUGCCCAGCAAGCUAGCCCAGACAGCACGUCUCCCGGUGUGACAGACCUGACGGACACGUCAAGCACGCCCAGCGGAUUGGCGGCCGACACUUCGAACGUGAACGCGAACGUCAGCGGGGGUGGCGGGCCUGGUUCCGUAACGGGCGCCGGCGCUAAGGACGAACCGUCCGAGGCGGACGGCGACGAUAUGGACGACGAUUUCGAGGAAGAGUCAGGCACCGGGGGCGGCGAACAGGACCGGUCCGGUUCGUCCGGCGCCGGCGGUCACCCAUCCGACGUCAGUGGCGGCGGUGGCGGAUCCGGUGCGGUGCACAAAAAACGCAAGCGUCGCGUCCUGUUCAGCAAGGCCCAGACGUACGAGCUGGAGCGCAGGUUCCGGCAACAGCGGUACCUGUCGGCUCCUGAACGCGAACACUUGGCCUCGAUUAUCCGGCUGACUCCUACGCAGGUGAAAAUCUGGUUCCAGAAUCACAGGUACAAGACGAAACGGGCGCAACAGGAGAAAGGCAUGCACGUGGACCAUCACGCGGCGGCCGCGGCCAACGCUCUGUCCUCGCCGAGGCGGGUCGCCGUGCCGGUUCUGGUCCGGGACGGCAAGCCGUGCACCAACCAGCAGCCCGGUGCCGGCGGCAAGGCCGAACAGAUGGUGUUGCCGUCGUACUCGCAUCCGCUGAUGCACGGCCAGACGCCCAGAACGUGGUGGUAGUUGUGCGACCACGACCGCGGUAUAAUAUUAUAGUGUGUGGUCAUCGCGACGGCCAGUAUUGUCUUCCUAUGUAAUAAAAAUAAUAAUAAUAAUAAUGAUAAUAAUAUAUGUACCUAACGUAUAAAUACGUAUAUAAUUUACCUGUCAAAAAAAUUUAAAAAAACGUUUAACUUCCGACCGCCGCGCCGUUAUGUAAUAAUUUAAUAUUAUUGUUAUGUAAAAUAUUCGAUUAUGUGAAUUCGACCUAGGUUUUCACGAUAUCCGAUGAGAAUAAAACAAAAAAAAUCUGGUUUACUCGAUAAAUCGUCCUAUAUAUAUUUAUAUUAUACUCGAAAUAUAUAUGAUGUACAUAUUAUAUACCUCAAUUAUAAUAAUAAAAAAAUAAUAAUUAUGAUUGUAAUAAUAAUAUUAUGUGGCAUUAAAGUGUUUAAAUAGAUUUUUUCGGUCCCUCGUCAGCGUGGUUUCGUUCGAAAGUUGACGAUCACACGCCGCGCUACGACUGUGUCCCCCUCCCUCGUUUUGAUAAAACAAUUAUGUAUUUAUAAGUAAUUAUAUUAUAUUAUUAUUAACGAUAUUUUAUCGAUCGGAAAUACAGUAGAUAGUAUAGCGUACGCAUGUAUAUUAAUAAUAUUAUUCGGAAGUAACUAAUACAUUUUAUAAAAAAAAAUGUCCAUUUGUAAAAAAAGUUUUAAAAAAAUUAGGCUAAUUGUAUUAUCAUUAAAUAUUAUUAUUUAUUUAUUUAUUUAUUUAUUAUUAUUAUUAUUAUAUUACUUAAAUAAGAGUUUAAAGAAACAAAAGACUAGUCAUUACGUGUAUUUUAUUUGUUUAUAUAUUUUUAUUGUUAGAACGUUAUAUUAUACGCACCGACGGGUUGCAUAUUGUAAUUUUUGUAAUUUGUAAGUUGUACAUAAAAGUAAAAUCGAAAAACAUAUUAUGUUUGUUGAAUAAUGUUAUUCGAAAUACGAGACAAAAUGUAUGACAAAUUUACUUGAUCAUUAUAUAGAUAAAUAAAUAAUUGUUACGAUAUAUAUAAUAUAA